Molecule: messenger RNA, 1097 nt
Organism: Raphanus sativus (radish)
Lineage: Eukaryota; Viridiplantae; Streptophyta; Magnoliopsida; Brassicales; Brassicaceae
Exons: 1
Coding region: 117-944 (275 amino acids)
Biological process (GO): shoot system development; root development
Source: RefSeq, a predicted model, not a curated record
UUUACUUUCACAAGUCUAAACCCUUAUUUCAUUUGACCUAUCUCUCUCUCUCUAGUCUCUCUAUAUAUGUAUUCAACUUCAGCUAAAACUUUAUCUAUCUCUCAACCUUAUCAACAAUGGCUUCCACCUACCACGUUCGAUCUAGUAGCUUACCAGCUCGGUUACACUCAAAUGGUUGUCUCAACCAUAUUCAGCAACUCCUCAACAAGCUUCCUACAGAUAAUAACAGUAGCCUAUCGUUUCUCUCAGAGCUCUAUGACUCUGUUUCUCAUCUAUUCAAUGACUCGCCAGCUUCAUUACUACUCCCUCAUCACUCCUUUUUCACCCAUCUUCUUGAUCUUUCUCUUGUACACCUUGACUUGUGCUCCAAGCUAAGAGACAUCACUUGCCGCAUCAAGGAUUGCCUCCGAGACCUCCGCUCUGCUUUCAGAAGGAGGACACACGGUGGAGAUUCCACGAUCCAGUGCCACGUCAAAGCCUUUAUCCGCUCUCGGAGAUUGAUUCACAAGGAUCUUGCUAAGCUACUCUCGUUGCUCAAACAAACCGAACAUUCCUCUUCCGAAGCAAAUCAUCCUUUCAUCACACUGCUCCGACAAGUUUGUUCACAAACAUGUCACUCCUUUAGGACUGUCCUGUUGUCCUUAUCCUCACCUGUACCAAAGCCCAUGCCUUCCAAAUGGUCUUCAGUCACCAAACUGAUGAUCAAGAACGUUACGAAUAAAAACGCUCAAGUUCAGACAAACGAGUUCCAAAUGAUGGACGAUGAGCUACAAAGACUCUCCUUGGCCAAAGAGAUAAACAAGGAACGAAUCAAAUCUCUGGUCACAACCUUGGAAAACGUAGAUGUUGCGGUUGAAGAACUAGAGGCGUCGCUUGAAAGCUUAUACAGGCGUAUGAUCCAAGCAAGAGUCUCAAUUUUGAACACACUCUCUACACAUAUAUGAUUUAAUUAGAACUCCAUUCACUAGAUCCUCAUUGUGUAUGUAUACAAGUUCACAUAUAUUUUUUUAACAUGUUUCAUAGAUUAAAACAAUGGUAGCUGUCUAACUAAACAAACCAAAAAAAAAGAAAAAAAAAAAUUUAGCAACAACGACAUU